AUGGAAUCGUACAAUAAAGGAAUGUGUCAACCGAUCAGGCUUACCGCCUUUGAUGACAGCCUGCUCCAAGUCUCGAGAAGUAGGAAAGAGGAUGGACACGCUGGAUUCGAAUUGAAAAUGGUUCGCCACGUCCCAAUGUACUUCUCACCUUCAGACACGUUAUACUUCGACGACCUGGAAACGAUGCAAAGCUUUCUUACAAGCGACGCUCGAUGUUCCAUCCCUCAGACACUUAACAAUAGUAGUAUUUUGUCGGUAGCAAUUGGCCGCUUCAGUGUGGUACGAAAUGAUUCCAAAGAACGUAUCAUUCUAAGCUCCUUCUGUGAAACUAAGCCCUGGGCUGAACCGGACAAGAGGGCCAUAGCUGCGGUAUAUCUCGCCAAGUUGUUUAACCUCGAAGAACUCAUUCUGUUGAUCGAUGGUAUGGAUGAUAUGGAUUGGAUUGAGACCUAUGAGCACGAUGGAAGGUUUACUUGGAAUCCUUGUUCCAAACGAUAUCAACUCCAUUCAGCACAGGACAGCGAGUCCGUAAAUAAUCAGCCAGCAACAAGCAUAGAGACUAUCAGCCGGGAAACCCUCACCGCGUUUAAGUCGGCGUUUGAGCUCUCGUUAUCCAAAAGCUCAGGGCCAGUCCUUGAAGCCCUGUCAAAUCAGCGACAGAAGCUUUAUGGUGUGAGUCGUCUAAGACUGCCAUUCCAGGCAUCUGCAUGGUGGAAGAAUCCAUCAGUCACUAUCAAGAAGGGUUCAGCAUAUCGGUUUCGGCAUUCCAUCCCAGCAUUUUCCAAUAACAUUGAACUCGAUGUCUUCCUAGAAAUGAAAAAUAACAAUCUUUGA
Glarea lozoyensis ATCC 20868 is the source of this 834-nucleotide messenger RNA. RefSeq lists its product as uncharacterized. The record is from RefSeq and is a predicted model, not a curated record. Lineage: Eukaryota; Fungi; Ascomycota; Leotiomycetes; Helotiales; Helotiaceae. The coding region runs from base 1 to 834 and encodes 277 amino acids. The transcript has a single exon.